ACAAAUAUCCAACAUCUCCUGGCUGCAGGCUCUUCUCUCUUAAUUAGUCUACCUAACUUCUUUUCCAUUGAUUCUAAUUUUACGUCUGCUUUCUUCUACCAUCAAAUGGGCUUUGCAAAAUUGAAUGAAGUAAAACAUAGUCAAUUCCUAGCUUUCUCAAAUGGCCGUACUGCUCUUCACUAUGAUUGCUUUCUCCAAUCUUGUUUCUUCUGCAACAAAACUCUUAGCCUUGACAAAGAAGUGUACAUGUACAGGGGUGAGCUAGGUUUCUGCAGUGUGGACUGUAGGAAUAGGCAGAUAUACUUAGAUGAAAUGAAAAAGAUUGAGAUUUACACUAAGAAACUGCUAGCAUCUUUUGUGCGGCAACGUCGAGAGGCCGGUGGACGGUGUAGUGAAACUACACUUCUGUCGGAGGAUUACAGGCAGCCUGGCGAGCCACUGUCGUGUUCUAAAAAUCGAGUUACAUUCACAUUCUCAUAGUCGAUAAUAUACUAUACUAGUCGGAGCUAGAAUUUUUAGUUUAUAACUUAUGAGCCAUAACUCUUAUAUUUUUCGGGUUCUAAAUAAACUAUUUUGUACAUAUUUAAUAAAUUUAAUAAUACAAAUAAAGAGUUUGAGACACAGCUAUUGAGUUCUGCCAUACCUGUAACUAUAAGGCUGGCUCCGCCCCUGGUAUCGCUAUUACAUAUUUUUUCGUUCCCAUUUGGUGUCUAGUCCUGCAUUGGUCUCAAAUAAAUACGGAUUAAAUUCGUGCCAAAAAAUCUUGCAUAGGAAGGUAAAGCUAGGGCUCCCUAAUAAAAGCAAUUCCAUAUCUGGGUCUCGAACGAGACUUCUAAUAAAAGAUAACCACCUUUUAAUUUAAUUACUUUUCAUAGCUACAAAG
Molecule: messenger RNA, 883 nt
Organism: Nicotiana attenuata
Lineage: Eukaryota; Viridiplantae; Streptophyta; Magnoliopsida; Solanales; Solanaceae
Exons: 2
Coding region: 106-480 (124 amino acids)
Source: RefSeq, a predicted model, not a curated record